UGGAGGGAGGCUUAUUAUACCAAGUCGCCGUGAAACCUCAAGAUCAUACGUAUAAGGUGUUCUUUGCUUACUGUAAAGCAUAAAGAACACCUGAUAAAGCUACAACAUUGUUUACCUCACAUUUAUCUACAGAACACAAACUAAGGUUUAAAGGGAUAUUCAGACCUAUUAUCAUCAUCGUGGGAUGCGUAAGAAAUUUUAGCCUACAGAAGGGAAACUACAAUGUCGACGGUACAGUGGUCACACUGUUGUAUAAUGUGACUAACAAUAAGGGAAGAGGUUAUAUUCUAGUAUUUUUAACACAUUUAUUCAGUUUCUGCUAUUCACAUAUAACGAUGGCUUUUAGUUUAGGAUCUACCCCUGGCUUUCCAUCAGCAACGUCAUCCGCAGCACCGACAUUUGGUUUCGGAGUGGGAAAUACAGCCACUACAACGAAAGCUGGAUUUGGUAACACUGGCUUCUCUUUUGGUGGUGCAACAUCUACAGCUCCUAGUUUUGGCCUAGGCAGUGGCACAACUACUACAAGUUCAGGUUUCAGUUUUGGGGGUCUCAGUUCAUCCAUUGCCCCUACUGGAACAACAGGUGGUUUUGGUGGAUUUGGAAGUAGUUUCACUUCUAAUCCAGCAACAGCCAUCACUACAACGAUGGCAAGUGGCAGCCCAUUUGGAGGGUUUGGAGGAUUUGGGAGUACUGGAAACACUGCUCCCACAACUCAGAGUUCUUUUCAAUUAACUCCAACUACAAGGCCCUUAUUUGGCCAACCACAAACAACCACUGCAAAUUUGGGAUUUGGAGGAUUUGGAAGUUUUGGUGUAAAACAGCAGCAGGCACCCAUGCUAGGUUCUUUUGGAGGAUUUGGUACUGGCGCUGGUAGUUUAGCAUUUGGACAAGGAUUAAUCCAACCACAACAGCAGGUUCCACCAAAUCCUGUGGAGGCUCUGUACAAUGCCGUGUUUAACUGUAAUGUGUAUGGGGAUGAAAGAGACCCUAUACUGGCAAGGUGGAACUUACUGCAAGCUCUCUGGGGGACAGGCAAAGCUUACUACUCACAGACAGCUCCUCCAAUAGAGUUGACACCACAGAAUCCAUUGUGCAGAUUCAAGGCUAUUGGAUACAGCUGCAAGCCUUCAUCAGACAAUGCUCAUGGGCUAGUGGCACUCACCUUCAACAAGAAAGAAGACGAGAUCAGGAGUCAACAGGCACAGCUGAUGACGAGCCUGAAUAUGGUACUGGGCAACAAGCCAAACCUGACUCUUACCAUUGAAGGCCUGAAACCCAUCUCUGAAACCAAGACUCAGGUGGUUAUAUAUGUCCAAGAAAGAAGUAUUACAGGGUCCAUGAGGCGCAUACCUGGUACAGAGUUGUCAGCAUAUCUGCUGAUGCAGAAGCAGCAGCUGUCAACCCUGGGUGCCGAUAAUGUUUUUGCGCAAGUGACACCAGACAAAGACCAGAUCAAGGAAUACCUAGAAAAUCCACCAGCUGGCAUUGACCCUCGACUGUGGAAACAGGCCCAACUGGACAAUCCAAACCCUGAAAAGUAUAUCCCAGUACCAGUGAUUGGAUUUGGUGAAGUACGUUGGCGAAUGAAGUGUCAAGAGCAAGAGACUAAAUUACACCAGGCAUUCUUGGAUCGUGUAGCUGAGGAUAUUGCAGAGUUACAGCGACGCCACACAGCUACUGUUGCCAAGAUCGCAGAAUAUCGUCGCAAAUUCCAAGAGUUAGAACACCGAGUGCUCCAGGUCCUCGUGAAGCAGGAGGUAUCACGGAAAGUGGGUCUUGCUCUGCAACCUGAAGAAGAAGCCCUUAGGAGCCAAUUAGAGGCACUUCACAACCAGCUUAAUGCACCGGCACAGUUCAAGGGUCAAGUAAGUGAAUUGCUGUCACAGAUGCGAAUGCAGAGACAAGAGGCAGCUCAAAGAGAAGUAGAGCGCUAUUCGAUGGAUCCAUCUAUACAGGAUGAUAUCAAACAGUUUUUGGUUAUGGAACAGAAUGGCAUGGCCCACUUAAUUGAGACAAUCCAGACUGACAUGGCCACCCUGAAGAUUAUCAAGGAAGGGAUGACUAGAUUGUUGCAAGGGCACUGACAUAAUGGAAUGUUUAAAAAUGAUUUUUUUCUUAUAAGCUUCAGAGAUAAUGUUAUA
Messenger RNA from Zootermopsis nevadensis, 2141 nucleotides. RefSeq names its product nuclear pore complex protein Nup54. Lineage: Eukaryota; Metazoa; Arthropoda; Insecta; Blattodea; Termopsidae. Gene Ontology annotation, molecular function: structural constituent of nuclear pore. Gene Ontology annotation, biological process: NLS-bearing protein import into nucleus; nuclear pore organization; protein localization to nuclear inner membrane. The record is from RefSeq and is a predicted model, not a curated record. Gene Ontology annotation, cellular component: nuclear pore central transport channel; nuclear pore.